This is a messenger RNA of Pseudophryne corroboree (corroboree frog), 2434 nucleotides long. RefSeq names its product chloride anion exchanger-like. Gene Ontology annotation, biological process: transmembrane transport. Gene Ontology annotation, molecular function: bicarbonate transmembrane transporter activity; chloride transmembrane transporter activity; secondary active sulfate transmembrane transporter activity. Bases 11 to 2329 code for a protein of 772 amino acids. Gene Ontology annotation, cellular component: plasma membrane. Lineage: Eukaryota; Metazoa; Chordata; Amphibia; Anura; Myobatrachidae. The transcript has 21 exons. The record is from RefSeq and is a predicted model, not a curated record.
ACUGGGAGCAAUGUAUGAGCCUGUGGGGAACCAGUAUGUGGUCUCCAGACCUAUAUACUCAGAAAACAUUUUUUCUGCAGAGAACGAAAAAGUGAAACGACAUCACAAAACAUUUUUGGAUCAUCUACGUGUAUUUUUUGGGUGUUCCCGAGAGAAGGCCAAAAGAAUAGCUUACACAUUCUUCCCCAUUGCUUCAUGGCUGCCUAUGUACCGAAUUAAGGAAUGGAUUUUCAGUGAUAUUGUGUCUGGAGUCAGCACUGGACUGAUAGCAGUACUACAGGGUCUAGCAUUUGCCCUUCUAGUGAAUGUUACCCCAGACUAUGGACUGUAUGCCGCAUUUUUUCCAGUCAUCAUUUACUUCUUUUUUGGUACAUCUAAGCAUAUAUCAGUUGGUCCAUUUCCUGUGUUGAGUUUAAUGGUUGGCACAGUUGUGCUGCGUUUGGUUCCUGAUACUGGAGGUCCAGACAUUCUUCAGAAAAGAGUUGUUGUGGCAGCUUCUGUGACAGUACUUGCCGGAAUCUUCCAGUUGGCUCUAGGGCUCCUGCAAAUUGGUUUUAUAGUCAUCUAUUUGUCUGAUUCCCUGAUUAGUGGGUUUACAACUGCUGCUGCUAUUCACGUUUUAAUAUCACAGCUAAAGUUUAUAUUGGGAUUAAUUAUUCCUCCACAAAGUGGACCUUUGGCAUUGUUUUAUACCCUGAAAGAUAUCUUUACUACAAUUACAGCUACAAAUAUUGCCGAUCUUGUCACAUCCAUAAUUGUAAUGGUCGUAGUCUUUGUUGUAAAGGAAAUCAAUGACCGUUUUAAAGCCAAGAUACCUGUACCCAUACCUAUUGAAGUUAUAAUGACAGUGAUUGCAACUGGAGUAUCAUAUGGAUUUGAUUUCGCAGUGAAAUAUAAGGUGGAUGUUGUUGGAAAAUUAUCGAAGGGUUUUCAGGCUCCAAUUGCACCAAGUCUUUCAGUGUUUCAAGACUGCAUAGCGGAUGGUUUUUCCAUUGGAAUUGUUGGGUUUGCUGUAGCCUUUUCUGUGGCUAAAGUGUAUUCAAUCAAGCAUGACUAUGUGAUCAACGGUAACCAGGAACUGGUCGCAUUUGGAUUAAGCAACAUAUUUUGUGGCUGUUUCAGAGGGUUUGCCGCCAGUACUUCACUGUCAAGAUCAGCUGUCCAGGAGAGCACCGGGGGGAAAACUCAGGUGGCCGGCCUUUUAUCAGCUAUUAUGGUCAUGAUUGUUACUUUGGCUAUUGGAUUCCUCCUUGAACCAUUGCAAAAGUCAGUGCUUGCAGCCUUGGUCGUUAUAAAUCUGAAGGGAAUGUUGAUGCAGUUUAAUGAAAUACCUAAUUUGUUCCGGAAAGAUAAAUAUGAUUGUUUAAUAUGGGUGGUGUCCUUUAUUGCUGCUGUGUUACUUGGGCUUGACCUUGGACUGGCAGCAGGAGUAGGAUUUGAGCUGCUGACCGUGGUGUUCCGAGCACAGUUUCCAAAAUGCUCCCAGGUGGCAAGUGUUGGAGGAAAUGAUAUUUACAAGAACAGAAAAGACUAUAUAAAUAUUUAUGAGCAUCAAGGGAUCAAGGUUUUCAGAUGUCCAUCACCAAUAUUCUUUGCCAACAUUGAUUUUUUUAGAGACAAAAUUGUGGCGGCUGCAGGGUUUAGCCCAUUGAGGGUUCUACGCAAGCGCAACAAAGCUCUAAGAAAAAUAAAAAAGCUGUUGAGUAAAGGGGAACUUCAAGUCACACCAAAAGGUGUGAUUUGUACAUCAUAUAACCCCAAUGAGUCUGAUGAUGAAGAACUGGACAAUAACUGGAUUGAAGAAUUGGACAAACCAAUAAACAUGGCUGAUCUGCCCAUUGCCAUAGACUGGAAUGCAGAUCUUCCUAAUAAUAUCGUAGUUCCCAGAAUUGAUCUCCACAGUUUGAUCAUCGAUUUCGGAGCAGUGUCUUUCUUAGAUAUGUCUGGAAUGAAAGGCCUAAAAGCGAUUAUGAAAGAAUUUAUUAAAGUUGAAGUUGAUAUAUACAUUGCUGGAAUAGACAAUAAUGUUUUGGAUAAACUUGAAAGAUGUGGAUUCUUUGAUGAUGAUGUUACAACCUCAAUGAUUUUCCUGACCAUCCAUGAUGCUGUGUUACAUAUACUGGUAAAGAAGAAUAUGGAUAGUCUAGCUAAAUUAAAAGAAGCAAAGGAGGAAGUGAAAGAGACAAGGUUUGAUCGAAAUAUAAAUACAGAUUGGAGCACCCAGGACAACACAUAUGAGGAACUGAAAGAGACAAAGUUUGAUGAAAAUAUAAAUCCAAAUGGGAAAUCCCAGGGCAACACAUAUAUCAUUGCUGGGUCUCGGCUGUAACCACAUGAACCCAUACAACAAGUUAUAUGAAGAUAUGCUUCAAGUAUUUUCCAUUGGAUUUAUUUGUAAGAAUGAUGGAUACAAUACACUUUGCAUAUUAAUACU